Closterium sp. Yama58-4 is the source of this 906-nucleotide messenger RNA. The record is from the annotation of a GenBank genome assembly. Lineage: Eukaryota; Viridiplantae; Streptophyta; Zygnematophyceae; Desmidiales; Closteriaceae.
AUGAGCAUCUUCGCUUCGGUGCUGGAGGGUGAUUAUAGCGCCCUCGCCUCAGAGGCCAGUAGGUCGGCCCGUUCACUCCUGGCCUACAUAGACAGCCACCAGUGCGAGGGGGUGGCGGAGGUGAUGGUGGCCUCCUCUGUGAGGCGAGGCGUGGGGAUCGCCCUGCAGAGCAUGGGGCUGGCGGGCUUAAAGCCCAACAUCGUGUGCUUCAGAUACCCAGAAGCAUGGCAGCAGCACGAGGGAAGUCACAUCCCCGAGACGUUUGUGAGCCUGAUCAACGACAGCAACACGGCGGGCAAGGCGUGUGUGAUUGUAAAGGGGUUGGACGAGUGGCCAGCAGAGGGGUGCCGGCAGCACGACACCAUCGACCUGUUCUGGAUCGUGAGGGAUGGAGGCAUCAUGCUGCUGCUGUCUCAGCUGCUGCGCUCCCGACCCACCUUCGAUGCUUGCAAGAUUCAGGUGUUUUGCAUUGCAGAGGACGAUGGGACAGCAGAGACGUUGCAGCUAGACGUGGCCCAGUUUCUGCACGACCUGCGCAUGCAGGCUGAUGUGGUGGUGGUGACGAUGAGAGCAUGGGAGGACGUGGUGGGGGAUGAGGAUGGGCCCGAGGCUGAGCUGGCGAGACAGGGCGCCAUGGAGGCUUUUACUCGGGCGCGGACGAACAUAGCCACGAUGAUGGAGGCAGAUACACAAUCGUCCCACGGUUCCCAUGGUGGUAACGCUUCUACUGAAGCAAAUGGCCCGAUCCCAAGUGCGAGCAUUCAAAGGCAGCACCGAACCAAGCAGCCUUUGCCCGAACCUGCUGGGAGCAAGGCUAAGGAAAAGGUUUUCGACGAGGGACAGCUUGCCGCCACCGCCGGCUCACCAUCCCCCUUAUUGCUAUAUGGACGCAAUUAUUGUUUCUAA